ACAUAUCUCGCAAAGAUUAAAUUAGUAUUCUGGUGAAGGCAAUUAAUGCCUUUUAACUUUCGUUUCCUAUCAUUUUUUAUGCAUAAAGUUCAAAUUUACAAAAAUAACUUUGAGUGACGAUCAACUAGAACCUAUCCGAAUCAAACUCGAUACAUCAAUACCUAUUGUAUUAUGAAUAAAAGUGUAUUUCUCUUUAUUUGAAUGAGACCGAUAACAUUGGUUUUCACUGAUGAAAAUGGAAAUAAGAUGAUCUUUUGCUUUGUAUUUAAUGUUUAUCAGAAUACAGAACAUGAUCUGGACUGAAAAGAAGAAAAUACGCUUCUCCGGUCAUGAUAUUCAGUUGUGUCCAUUAUGUUGAACAUCGUUGCUUUUGCAGUGUAGAAGCAUAUGGUUAUCUUAUUGAAUUCGAACAUUCAAUGGCCAAAUUAAUAAGUUGAACGUGAAGAGAAGGAAAGAAAAGAAUAUUGAGAAAAAUAUAUGUUACUAUCAAGCCCUUUUCUUUCUAGUUGUACUGUUUUUAUCCAUGUUGUAUAGUGUAUGUAUUUGACCACGAGACAUCCCUAGAUUUGAUUAUCUUUUCUCUACCUCGUUUCCACGUCUAUCUUAUUUAAAAUUCCUUAGUCAUUUCUAUCUUGUGAAACGUUGAACAUAUACCAUUAUUACUCUAUCAACUAUGUACAACAUGCCUAAUGUACCAAAGUUACAAGAAUUAUAUUUCCAUCCUUGGAAAUUACCCGUAGAAACAUUAACAUUAGUUGAUGAUUAAUUUUACUCUUUCAUUGAAUAUUUGGUUGGUUCAACAUUAUCAAAUUUACUUCGAAUACAAGAAAUAAAUUCUGUGCCAAUUCUUUUGCUAACAACAGAUGUUUUCGAACAUUUAUUUUUAAAAAUCAAUGAUGUUGAAACUGAUUUAUUACGUCAAGAAUUAUUAUUAAAGAUCGAUAAUAAUAAUUUAAUCGUCAAAAGUGCUAAUCGCACAAAAAUUAAAUGUUUACUCGAUAUCUUGAAGAUAGCAAGUGAUCGUAUAUUUAAAGAAGGACAACGAAUUGCACCAAAACAUCUGAUCAAUUAUUCUUCAUUUGCAAUUCCAUCAGCAACGCCAGCUGUAUCAACUGCUAACACGUAUUGUACUCUUACAGUUGAUGAUCAACGAAAUCAUUUAUUAAAAUGUAUUGAUGAUUGGUCAUCUUUGAAUGAAAAUUUUUUGAAUCUAAAAGAAUUCAAACUAGAAGAAGGUAAUAAUUUUAGAUUAAUCGUAAAAUCAGAUACCAAUGGUGUCCAAGCAUCGAUUGAAUGCCUAAAAUAUGGUUUUAUUCAUCUUAAUAAAAAUCUCACAAUCAAAUAA
Rotaria sordida is the source of this 1345-nucleotide messenger RNA. Lineage: Eukaryota; Metazoa; Rotifera; Eurotatoria; Philodinida; Philodinidae. The record is from the annotation of a GenBank genome assembly.